Prunus avium (sweet cherry) is the source of this 681-nucleotide messenger RNA. NCBI's taxonomy places the organism in Eukaryota, Viridiplantae, Streptophyta, Magnoliopsida, Rosales, Rosaceae. The record is from RefSeq and is a predicted model, not a curated record.
UUUAUGACACUUCAGGGCUAUACACCACUCUUCCCCCGAAUAUUUGGUCAUGAAGCAGCUGGAGUUGUUGAGAGUGUUGGGGACGGCGUUAAAAACCUCAAGCCCGGGGAUCAUGUGCUUCCAGUUUUCACAGGGGAGUGUGGGGAUUGCGUGCAUUACAUGUCUGAGGAAAGCAAUAUGUGUGACCUGCUGAGAAUCAAUACAGAUAGAGGAGUUAUGACUGGUGAUGGGAAACAAAGGUUUUCCAAGAAUGGGACUCCUAUUAAUCACUUUCUUGGCACGUCCACCUUCAGUGAAUAUACAGUCAUCCAUGAAGGCUGCCUUGCCAAGAUCGAUUCCUUAGCACCGUUAGACAAAGUCUGCAUCCUCAGUUGUGGUGUCUCAACAGGAUUAGGUGCUACUCUGAAUGUGGCAAAACCAAAGAAGGGAUCUUCAGUUGCUGUCUUUGGACUUGGGGCUGUUGGCCUGGCGGCUGCUGAUGGUGCAAGAAUUUCUGGGGCAUCAAGGAUUUUUGGGGUUGACUUGAAUCCCAAGAGGCUUGAGGAAGCCAAGAACUUUGGAGUAAACGAGUUUGUGAGCCCAAGGGACGAGAAGAAACCCUUGCAAUUGAUCUUGGCACAGAAUCCUAGCACCCAAACACAAAACGCAAACAGAAUAUCAAAAAUCUUCAAUUUGUACUAA